Molecule: messenger RNA, 2512 nt
Organism: Pomacea canaliculata
Lineage: Eukaryota; Metazoa; Mollusca; Gastropoda; Architaenioglossa; Ampullariidae
Product: melatonin receptor type 1C-like
Exons: 2
Coding region: 839-1945 (368 amino acids)
Biological process (GO): G protein-coupled receptor signaling pathway
Cellular component (GO): membrane
Molecular function (GO): G protein-coupled receptor activity
Source: RefSeq, a predicted model, not a curated record
AACAGUGGAUCACUUCGCAAGAGGCUAAGCGUUGGUCUUGGCAGACAGACAGCAGUCAACCUACACACAUCCAUGGUGCAACUGUUUUUAUGCACUCAUAAUAUUAAUGUGCGCGCGCUCACACACACACACAGAGGACAAUCUAAGUCUGCUUCUCUCCCUCCGGUGACUGUCCCAUGCCUUUCCUUAGCCGCUAUGAGCCAUGCGAGCCGAGUGAAGAGCAGCAGGCAGGCAAGGCACGCCCAGCAGCACCACGCCAACCACAUACAGCCCACGCUGUUUGGCAACACCGCCGUUUUAUUUAAGUCGCCUGUCUCCCCGCCAAGGUGUUCAGUCAUCGGCCAACUGCCACUGUCGUGUCCUUCACGCUGGUCACCACACUGUAGAGUCCAAUAAGGAUGACAUAAGAGGCUGCUGGGUGAUUUCUCUGCAGUGUGCCCAAGCUCCACUGGGAGUUCUCUAGACAAACACUUCGAAUUCGCCUUGGGAAACAGACUGCAUUCUGCGUCCAUUUAUUUUGUCGGAUUGGGAUUUUGCAAUCACUGGAAAGGUUUUUAGAUGAAAGACCAUCAAGUCUUCUGCACCACGUGGCUAUUAAGCUAAAAGCUCGGCCGUCGCGACUGUGGCGAGUCACUUACUCCUCUCUCCCUGGUGUCCAUGAUGUGGGGGACUUGGCGGUGGGUCAUCAGUUCACGCCGAGUGUGUAGUGCUGACGGUUUGUUCAGAUGGCUGGUGCUGUGAAAUGAGAUUUCCUACGAAUCCUUAGUGGUCGUAAUUACAGUAGUUAAGGAGCGUCGAAGAAAUAAAAUACAGGCCGUAAACAGGAUUAGCAUCAGUAAUGAGUUCUUUGGCAACAGAAAAGGCCAUGCCGGCGUUCAGUUUGGUGGAGGAGGAGAACCUGUCUGUCAACCAGACUGAGAUGUUUUCUGGUAACACUACAGGCAAGAAUGUAGGUCCCUCCCCCAUUGCACUGAAUGUGGGGGCAGUAAUCAUGUUGCUGGCGUUGCUGUGGGGAAUAUUUGCCAAUGCUCUCACCUCCACAGUCAUCCUCAUGCAGCGAGACCUGAAGAACAUCACCAACAUCUUCAUCGUCAGCCUGUGCAUCAACGAUAUCAUCAACCUGAGCAUCAACAACCUCCUCGUUCUCGUAUCUUACUUCAUGAUGAGCUGGACCAUGGGGGCCGCCGUGUGCGAGAUGAUCAUGCACUUCGCUGUCCUGCUGAUGGGGUCAUCCCUCUGGCACACGGGCCUCAUCUCCAUCCACAGACUUAUCGUCGUCGUCUUCAACAACUUCUACAAGAAGAUCUCCAAACGGGCGUACACCAUUUUCGUGCUGGUGGCGGCGCGUGUCGUGCCCAUGCUGUUUCUCAUCACCCCGCACCUGGGCGAGAUGUCCGAGUACCAGCCCAAGCUGCUGCGCUGCCUGGUGCGCCGCGAGCACGGCCUCUACACUAUGCUGGUCAGCGUGGUGUUGAUGAUGCUGCCCUCCGUCAUCCUCAUCGUCUGCUACGUUGCCAUCUUCGUCAAGGUGCACCAGUCGUCCAGCGCCUUCCGCGCCACGCGCAAGCGGGAAUGGCUGCGGCGCGAGAUCCAGAUCACUAAGAUGUUCGGCAUGGUCUUCCUGCUCAUCAUCUUCGGCUACCUUCCCUACGGCAUCGUCCGCUUCAUCGACCGGCGCCUCGAGUUCAGCGCCGACUUCUACGUGGUGAUCUCGGUGCUGUACGCCGUAGCCAACAGCUGCAACCCCAUCAUCUACGGAGUCAUGGACCGCAGGAUUCGCCAUUCAUGCUUUCGCGCGCUGGGACUGGAGCAGCACUGCCUGAAGGACGGGCAGAAGCUGAAAGAAGGCACGCAGUGUAACGGGGACAACGAGACCAACACGGAGGCUGUCCCACUCAACAGCUCGCCGCCCAAGAAAAGUCCUUCCAGCCGGAGCGACGUAUGACUGAGGAGUGACUGGGAGGAUAUUUGUAAGCAUGUCAACGUAUCGGAAGUGUGAGACUCCUGACCAGCUUCAGCUCCGAGCGGACAGUCCAACAAGAGACAACUUUCUCAAGGAGUAAAUUGUGUUCAGUAAAGUGACUCUGGGUGGGGAUGGAAGUUGGGAUUUUUUUCCUCGUCAGCGCAAGCAGUUUUUUUUUUAUUUUAGCCUGCAGGUAGAACGUGAAAUCCGAGAAUUGCUCGAGCCAUGCAGCGCAAAAGUAUAUUAACUUUCUUGGGAAAAAGAAGAAGUUAAACGCCCGGGCAAGAGCCACAGGGAAAGCCGCAGCCCGUGGAAGCAGGCCACCUGCAGACAAUGACACCACCAAGCUCGUCCUUCUGACUCUACCAUCGCAAGCAGAGACUUGUGUCUCGUUUGUUUUGCCAAGUGAUUUGUUGAUCGACUUUAGGAGUAUGGUUCUUUGAGAUGUCAUUUGACUCUUUUCCCUGUUCAAAAGUUGCUUGACAACGCGUUGCAAACUUUGUGUGAAUUGUGAUUUAUUUUAACAGCUCUUGAUGUAACUGGCUCUUA